AUUCCCACACAUCAACUAAACCCCCCUUCCCCCCUCUCUAAAAUCUAAUCUUUCUAUCUUCUCUUUCAACCCUCACCCAUCCGCCUAAACCCUUUCCCUUCCAUUUUAUGAACGUACUACAUCCUCAAGACAUGAAAAACACGACACCCCACCAGCCGCCAGAACAACCCAACGAAACUCAGCAGCCCGACCACGAUGGAACAAGCUCUGGGAUGGAAACAUGUCAUGUGAAGUGUCGUGGGUCUUCACCGGCUCCGGAAGUAGGAGCGGAUCAUGAGGUUAAAGAAGAAGAAGCAAUGAGGGCGGAUGAAUCUGAAGAAGACAAUGGACGGGAGAAACUGAAGAGGCAUAGGAUUGAAGUGGCGGGCAAUGUUUGGAUUCCUGACAUAUGGGGUCAAGAAGAGCUUUUGAAGGAUUGGAUUGAUUGUUCUGCAUUUAAUGAUUCUUUGGUGCCUCAUGGGAUCAUGUCAGCUCGUGCUGCUUUGGUUGAGGAAGGAAGAAGAGCCAAUUCUGGCGGAUUUAGAAUAGAAAACAGGUGUUAAAAUUAUUAUUAUUAUUAUUAUUAUAUAUUAUUAUUUCCUUUCGUGUGUUUUAGUUAAUCAAGAUUGAGAUAAAAAAAAAAGGAUACAUUUUAAUAAUGGAUGGUUUGAUUUCAUUUUCUGCUUUA
This is a messenger RNA of Gossypium raimondii (Peruvian cotton), 667 nucleotides long. RefSeq lists its product as hypothetical. Gene Ontology annotation, biological process: blue light signaling pathway. The transcript has a single exon. The coding region runs from base 108 to 542 and encodes 144 amino acids. NCBI's taxonomy places the organism in Eukaryota, Viridiplantae, Streptophyta, Magnoliopsida, Malvales, Malvaceae. The record is from RefSeq and is a predicted model, not a curated record.